CUUAAAAGGAGAUAAUUAGGUCUAUACAUGGAGAACAAGAACAAAGCUGAAUAUUAUAGUCCUGACGAUGAAUAUCGCGAUAUCGAUGAUCAAGAAAAUAUUGUCCAUCAGUUUGGAAAGGGAGAUGAUAAGUCAAAGCCAUCCUCCCCUCACCACAAGGAUUACAUGAACAUUGACAAUAUAGAGGGAGGUGCUGUUAAUGUUAUGGUAAAGAGAGAAAGAUCCCCACCAGAACACAACUCAAUGGCUUCUUCAUCUACUCACAAAGAACAGGAGGAUCAGCUUGCAUCAGCCAAAGUUGAAAUGCGAGAAGUAAUGGAAGAAAAUGAGAGGCUUCGAAUGCACUUAGAUCGAAUGAUGAAGGAAUAUCGUAAUCUCCAGAAUCAAUUCCACGAUAUCGUUAAAAAAGAAACUGAUCAAAAAUCAAGCAGUACUGUCAACACUAGUACUCAUCAUGAUCAAGAAGCUGAUCAACUUGUGUCCCUCAGCUUAGGAAGAACUACUAGCGAUAUGAAAAAAGACGAGUUAAAGAAAGAUAAAGGUCAUGACGAUGAAAGAGUUAUUAUUAUUAAUAAUAAAAGCCUUGAUUUAGGAUUGGAUUGCAAGUUUGAAACAACUCCAACAGAAUGUUCACCAGUGAAUUAUAGUCCGGAGAAUAGCUUAGACGAUCAAGCUAAUAAGGAUGAAAAUGGGAACAAAAAUCCCAAGACGAUGAGAAAUAAUGGAGAUGGAGAUGAUGUUUCGCAACAAAACCCUACUAAAAGAGCUAGGGUUUCUGUUAGAGUCAGAUGUGAUACCCCUACGAUGAAUGAUGGAUGCCAAUGGAGAAAAUAUGGUCAAAAAAUUGCAAAAGGAAAUCCAUGCCCUCGAGCUUACUAUCGUUGCACCGUAGCACCAAAUUGCCCAGUUAGAAAGCAGGUUCAAAGAUGUGCCGAAGACAUGUCAAUAUUGAUCACAACAUAUGAAGGAACACACAACCAUACUCUUCCUCUUUCAGCCACCGCAAUGGCUUCAACCACCUCCGCGGCCGCUAGCAUGCUGUUAUCCGGUUCGUCUAGUUCAUCAGACCCAAACCCACAAGUAACUGCCACCACCACCACCACCCCUACUUCCACUACUUCUGCCAAUAUCAACGGACUCAACUUCUAUCUCUCUGAUACCUCAAAACAUAAUAAAUCGCCAUAUUACUUUCCUAAUUCAUCCAUCUCAACAUCUGCACCUAAUUCCCUCCCUACAAUAACACUCGAUUUGACUUCCACUUCGUCCUCGUCCUCCUCCUCCUUAUCUCAUCUAAACAGAAUGAGUCACAAUUUUCCAACUAGAUAUAAUUACAAUAACAAUAAUUCCUCCACAAACCUCAAUUUUAGCUCAGUACUUGAAUCCAAUUCCCUUCCCAUUUCUUGGACCAAUAAUUAUCCAAAUCAAGCCUAUAACAAAAAUAACCAAAAUUUUGGUUCACUUACAGUUUCAUCAAGAUCAAGUCAAGAUAACAUUUUCCAAUCAUAUUUACAAAAAAAUACUACACAAUCUUCUUUACCACCAGAGACAAUUGCAGCCGCAACUAAAGCAAUAACAUCAGACCCAAAUUUUCACUCUGCAUUAGCUGCAGCCCUUACAUCAAUCAUUGGAAAUUCUGGAAUUGAAAAUAAAUCUAGCCAUGUUACGGAGCCAUUUCCAAUUUUGUCCAGUCUCCCAUCAAGCUCAAAUCCGAACAAAUGUUCGUCAAGUUUUUUAAACAAACCAACCUCUUCAGCUUCCGCGAAUAAUAAUAAUAAUAAUAGUAAUAGUACACAGCAGCCUGGAAAUAAUAGCAUGGUGUUUUUCGGGCAAUCUUCUUCUUCAUUGCCAUUUUCGACGUCUAAUAAGGGUAAAUCUACCUCUCCUAGUGAUAGUAAGUUCGAUUGAUUUUUUUUUUAUUUUUUUUUCAUGUUUUACCUUGGAAAUGGACUUUGUACGUAGUUAGCAGGAUUAAUCAUCUGUAUAGUCUGUAGAUAUGUUUUAGUGUCAUAAACAAUUGACACUUGGGAAUUAGCAUUUGCAAUUUGUUGUUGUU
Solanum tuberosum (potato) is the source of this 2053-nucleotide messenger RNA. Its product is annotated as probable WRKY transcription factor 61. Gene Ontology annotation, molecular function: DNA-binding transcription factor activity; sequence-specific DNA binding. The record is from RefSeq and is a predicted model, not a curated record. Gene Ontology annotation, biological process: regulation of DNA-templated transcription. Bases 28 to 1905 code for a protein of 625 amino acids. The transcript is spliced from 6 exons. NCBI's taxonomy places the organism in Eukaryota, Viridiplantae, Streptophyta, Magnoliopsida, Solanales, Solanaceae.